CAAUUUCCGGUUCCGGCAGUACCAGGAGCCGGGUCGAGAUGGGGGAAGAUGCGAGCGGAGCCCGGCGGUCGCCGGGCAUGGAGGCUAGAGUGGGAGCUGUGGCCUAGAGGUCCGGGCUUGGAGUUCGCCUCGGACGCGGCGGAACCGCCGUGAUCCGAGAAGGUCUUCAGGCACCAUGGAGGACAAACGCAACAUCCAGAUCAUCGAGUGGGAACACCUGGACAAGAAGAAGUUCUACGUGUUUGGUGUGGCAAUGACGAUGAUGAUCCGUGUCAGCGUCUACCCCUUUACCCUCAUCCGCACCCGGCUGCAGGUUCAGAAAGGCAAGAGCCUCUACCACGGGACUUUUGACGCCUUCAUCAAGAUCCUGCGAGCAGAUGGCGUGACUGGCCUCUACCGGGGGUUCCUGGUCAAUACCUUCACCCUCAUCUCUGGCCAGUGCUAUGUCACCACGUACGAGCUCACCCGGAAGUUUGUCGCCGACUACAGCCAGAGCAACACGGUCAAAUCGCUGGUGGCCGGUGGCUCGGCCUCCCUGGUGGCCCAGAGCAUCACGGUGCCCAUUGAUGUGGUGUCCCAGCACCUGAUGAUGCAGCGCAAGGGCGAGAGAAUGGGCCGCUUCCAAGUGCGAGGGAGCCCGGAGGGACGAGGGGUGGUUGCCUUCGGCCAGACCAAGGACAUCAUCAGACAGAUCUUGCGGGCUGAUGGGCUUCGAGGCUUCUACCGAGGCUACGUGGCUUCACUGCUUACCUACAUCCCAAAUAGCGCCGUCUGGUGGCCCUUCUAUCACUUCUAUGCAGAGCAGAUCUCGUACCUCUGUCCUAAGGAGUGCCCGCACAUUGUCUUUCAAGCCGUCUCGGGGCCCCUGGCCGCGGCCACCGCUUCCGUCCUGACCAAUCCCAUGGACGUCAUCCGAACCCGAGUGCAGGUUGAAGGCAAGAGCUCCAUCAUCCUGACCUUCAGACAGCUGAUGGCAGAAGAGGGGCCUUGGGGCCUCAUGAAGGGCCUCUCUGCCAGAAUCAUCUCAGCCACGCCCUCCAGCAUUGUCAUCGUGGUGGGCUACGAGAGCCUCAAGAAACUCAGCCUCCGGCCUGAGCUGGUGGACUCAAGACACUGCUACCAGAGAUUCACCGACUGUUACAAGCGCCUCUCCCAGCUGCAGCCUGAGAUGACGCAACGAGUCUACGACAAGUUUAUCACCCAGUUGCAGACGUCUGUCCGGGAGGAAAUCUCCGAAAUCAAAGCAGAGGGGAACCUGGAAGCCAUCUUGAAUGCCUUGGACAAGAUCGUGGAAGACCGCAAGGACCAGGAGGAGCCGGCCUGGCGCCCGAGCGGGAACCCGGAGGCGGACCUGCGCAGUGCCCUGGUGCCCUACUUCCGGCAGCAGCGGGACGCCUUGCAGCGGCACGUGCGCAAACAGGAGGCGGAGAACAGGCGGCUGGCGGAGGCCGUGGUGGCCGGGCGCCAGCAGGUGCAGGAGCUCCAGCGGAGGGGCCAGGCCCGGCAGCAGGCCUGGCAGGCCCUGCACAGAGAACAGAAGGAGCUGGUGGCUGUGCUGGGGGAGCCGGAGUGAGGAGGCGACGGCCGGACCAGGAGCAGAGGGCCGUCGAGGUCGAGGGCCUGGCCUCCGAGAACCACUGGCAUGGUGCCCAGUCCCUGAGUGGGGAUGGAAUUAGCUGGAGGAUGAGGCUUGUCUGUCCUCCUUUGGGGGCUCCCCCCCAACACACACACACACACACACACACACACUUCAGAUUCUUCCCUGUUUUCUUGUAACUAGGACGGUUGGGCAGCUCCAAUCCCAGGAGUCGUUCCCUGCCUGCUCCUGAGCCCCUCCCCUCCCCCCGCCCCGCCCCGCCCCCCGCUCGGGGAGUCUGUGUUCAUUCUCCACUGAUUGCCCCCUUGCUGGCCAGCCUGAGGACCCGUGCCAUGUUCUCCCCACAUCCGUAAAUAAACUUCCUGCACUUCCUACACUGUAA
This is a messenger RNA of Neofelis nebulosa (Clouded leopard), 1979 nucleotides long. It is a transcript of the gene SLC25A44, whose product is annotated as solute carrier family 25 member 44. The coding region runs from base 176 to 1573 and encodes 465 amino acids. Gene Ontology annotation, biological process: chromosome segregation; branched-chain amino acid catabolic process. Gene Ontology annotation, molecular function: branched-chain amino acid transmembrane transporter activity. The transcript has 8 exons. Gene Ontology annotation, cellular component: mitochondrion; MIS12/MIND type complex. The record is from RefSeq and is a predicted model, not a curated record. NCBI's taxonomy places the organism in Eukaryota, Metazoa, Chordata, Mammalia, Carnivora, Felidae.